Pygoscelis adeliae (Adelie penguin) is the source of this 2697-nucleotide messenger RNA. Its product is annotated as sucrase-isomaltase, intestinal-like. The record is from RefSeq and is a predicted model, not a curated record. Gene Ontology annotation, biological process: carbohydrate metabolic process. NCBI's taxonomy places the organism in Eukaryota, Metazoa, Chordata, Aves, Sphenisciformes, Spheniscidae. Gene Ontology annotation, molecular function: alpha-1,4-glucosidase activity; carbohydrate binding.
AUGGGGUUUCUCUGGGUCCAGAUGGGCAAGAGGAAGUUCAGUGGGCUGGAAAUCACCCUGAUCGUCCUCUUCUGCCUGGUGGCGAUCAUAGCCUGUGUCCUCAUUGGGCUUUUAGCAUCAGGACAAUCCGGAGUCAAAAAUACAGUGUUGAAUAGCUUUUUCUCCUGGACAGAAAUUUUCUAUCUGCCCUGUUGCUGUGAGCAGCCACAGAGAGUGGAUUCAGGAUUCGGAACAACAGGUGCAGGGCGGGAAGCUUUGGUGGAAGAGGGCAGUGCAAACGUACCCCUGAAAAUAGAUGGGCCACUUGUAUGGGAGGUUUCUAUAGCGUUUGAUACUACCAUAGGACCACUGCAGUAUGCUGACCAGUUUUUACAGCUAUCAAUCAAACUACCUAGCAGCAACAUUUAUGGCGUGGGAGAGCACGUGCAUAAACAGUACCGGCACGAUGUUAACUGGAAAACCUGGCCCAUGUUCAGCAGGGAUAUUGGCCCCUCUGGAAUGGGCAAGAGGAAGUUCAGUGGGCUGGAAAUCACCCUGAUCGUCCUCUUCUGCCUGGUGGCGAUCAUAGCCUGUGUCCUCAUUGGGCUUUUAGCAUCAGGACAAUCCGGAGUCAAAAAUACAGUGUUGAAUAGCUUUUUCUCCUGGACAGAAUUUUCACCAGAAUGUCCGAACAUAUUAAUAGCAGAGAGAAUUGACUGCAUCCCGGAUCAAGUAGCGACAAAGAGCACCUGCACCCUGCGUGGCUGCUGCUGGAGUCCCGAGAGCAAUACCAGUGUGCCCUGGUGUUUUUUCUCUUCAAACCAUGGGUACAAAGUGGAUGGGUCAAUACGAUCAACUCAGGCAGGAUUCGAGACUACAUUAACAAGGCUGCCAUCACCUUCCUUCUUCGGAAACGAUAUCAACAUUGUCCUCCUCUCAGGAGAGUAUCAGACACCAAAUCGCUUCCGCUUCAAGAUCACUGAUCCUAAAACACACAGAUUUGAAGUCCCUCAUGAGCAUGUGCGAUCUUUCACUGGAUCCGCAGCCUCCAAUUUAAACUACAAAGUGGAUGUGAAGCAGAACCCCUUUGGCAUCGUGGUGACCAGAGUGAGCAACGGUAGAGUGCUGUUUGAUACUACCAUAGGACCACUGCAGUAUGCUGACCAGUUUUUACAGCUAUCAAUCAAACUACCUAGCAGCAACAUUUAUGGCGUGGGAGAGCACGUGCAUACCCUCUGGAGUAAGGACUGGUUUUAUUAUGCUUCAUUAUUUGCGGAUGACGCAAUGCAUAACUUAUAUGGAGUUCAAACUUUCUUCCUGUGUUUGGAAGACAGCACUGGAGCCUCCUUUGGUGUUUUCCUAAUGAAUAGCAAUGCCAUGGAGUUUGUGGUGCAGCCUGCUCCAGCAGUGACCUACAGAACCAUUGGCGGGAUCCUUGAUUUCUAUAUGUUCUUGGGGAACACUCCAGAGCAAGUAGUCCAGGAGUACUUGAAGCUCGUGGGACUGCCAGCAUUGCCCUCCUACUGGAGCCUGGGCUUCCAGCUCAGCCGCUGGAAUUAUGGGUCUCUGGAUGAGGUGAAGAGAGUUGUGGAGCGGAACAGGGCAAUUGGACUCCCUUAUGACGCUCAGAUCACUGAUAUUGACUAUAUGGAGGAAAAGAAAGAUUUUACUUAUGACAAAGUGAAGUUUCGAGAUCUCCCUAAUUUUGCAGCUUAUAUGCAUGACUAUGGACAAAAAUAUAUUAUCAUAUUGGAUCCUGCUAUUAGCACACAAAAUCUAGUUGAUGGUAGUCCAUAUGGAAGCUACAUCAGGGGAGAGAACAAAAAAGUCUGGGUUAAUGAAUCAGAUGGAGUAACAGCAUUACUUGGGGAGGUGUGGCCAGGGGAAACUGUGUUCCCAGACUUCACCAACCCAGACUGCACUAGCUGGUGGGUGGAAGAAUGCAAACUGUUUUAUAACGUAGUGCCGUAUGAUGGGAUCUGGAUUGAUAUGAAUGAAGUAUCCAGCUUCAUUAAAGGCUCAAAAAACGGUUGUGCGCAGAAUGACUUAAACUAUCCUCCUUUCACUCCCAGUAUUCUUGACAAGCUCAUGUUUUCCAAGACACUUUGUAUGGAUGCAGUGCAGAAGUGGGGGAAACAUUAUGAUGUCCACAGUCUUUAUGGAUAUUCCAUGGCCAUAUCAACACAGAAGGUCAUUGAAGCAUUGUUUCCUGGAAAACGAAGCUUCCUUAUUUCGAGGUCUACUUUUGUUGGAUCAGGAAAGCACACAGGACACUGGCUGGGAGAUAAUGCAGCAACAUGGGAUCACUUAAAAUGGGCAAUACCUGGAAUGUUGGACUUUAACCUCUUUGGAAUUCCUUAUAUUGGAGCAGAUAUUUGUGGUUUCUUCGACAACACCACAGAAGAACUUUGCAGACGAUGGAUGCAAGUAGGAGCAUUUUACCCAUUUUCCAGGAAUCACAAUUGUGAAGGAUUCAUACCUCAGGAUCCGGCUGUGUUUGGACCUGAUUCAGUCUUGGUGAAAACCUCCAAGUAUUACUUGAACAUUCGCUACACUUUGCUGCCCUACCUGUAUACACUCUUUUAUAAAGCUCAUACUCAGGGAGACACAGUUGUACGGCCAGUUUUGCAUGAGUUCUACUCUGAUGAAGUGACGUGGAGUGUCGAUAGGCAGUUCCUGUGGGGCCCUGGGCUGCUUAUUUCCCCUGUACUUGACCCG